Molecule: messenger RNA, 2586 nt
Organism: Juglans regia (Persian walnut)
Lineage: Eukaryota; Viridiplantae; Streptophyta; Magnoliopsida; Fagales; Juglandaceae
Exons: 1
Coding region: 1-2586 (861 amino acids)
Source: RefSeq, a predicted model, not a curated record
AUGGAUAAGUCUUGGAUGCUUAUUGAAGAUAGAUUGCAUUCCCCUGAGUAUGAUGAAGGUGUUAGACAAUUCUUAGCCAUGGCACAAGCUCAUGCAGCGACAGCUGAUCAGAUUAGGUGUCCAUGUAGGAGAUGCCGGAAUAGAGCUUUUCACUCUAUUCGUAUCGUGGAAGAUCAUUUGUUUUUAAGAGGGAUUGAUCCAACGUAUACAGAAUGGAUUUUCCAUGGAGAAGAGGAUCCGAUACUGAAUUCUACAUUCUCCGAUGAAGAAGAUGAUGUAGCAUCCUCUUACAAUCACUAUAUUGAUGAUGUCGACGAGAUGUUAGACGACAUUCGUCAUGGGUCGUUUAUGGAUGAGGAAGGUAGCAAUGGAAGAAAUGCAAAUGAUAAUUAUCAACCCUCCACCUUUAAUGCUCCAACCGACUAUAACUUCGACGAGUUGGUUGCUGACGCACGACAACCACUUUAUCCCGGAUGUGCUAAGUUCUCGAAGCUAUCAUUCAUCGUCAAGCUACUUCACAUCAAGAGCAUAGGUGGUUGGACAGUGAAGUCCUUUGACAUGGUGAUCAAGCUUUUGCACGAUGCAUUUCCCGACGCUCUAUUUCCAAAUUCAUAUCACGAUGCUCGUCGCUUAGAGCGUGGCUUGGGAUUUAAUUAUGAAAAGAUACAUUUGUGCCCAAAUGACUGUGCGUUGUUUUGGAAGGAAAAUGCAUCAUACAAUGAAUGCCCUAAAUGUAAAGCAUCUAGGUGGAUUGCAAGCACAAGUGACCAGCAGAUGAUACCACAAAAGGUUCUUCGAUACUUCCCCUUGAAGCCGCGCUUGCAGAGACUGUUUAUGUCAACGAAGACAGCCCAAGCCAUGAGAUGGCAUAAAGAUGCACGUGUUGACGAUCCAACAUCCAUGCGACAUCCAGCAGAUUCAAGGGUAUGGAAAGACUUCGAUAACAAAUAUGUUGCCUUUUCCCAUGAUCCUCGCAAUGUUAGGCUUGGGUUGGCGAGUGAUGGGUUUAACCCCUUCAAUAACAUGAGUAGGCCGUACAGUAUUUGGCCGGUACUACUUGUGCCCUACAACUUGCCCCCUUGGUCAUGCAUGAAAGAUCCAUACACCAUGUUGUCGUUGCUAAUCCCUGGCCCUAAGUCACCAGGGAAUGAUAUUGAUGUGUUCUUGCGUCCUCUUGUCGAUGAGUUGAAGGAAUUAUGGGAAGAGGGUAUUCGGACGUUUGAUGCGUACAGUGGACAAAUGUUUACCUUGCAUGCAGCACUACUUUGGACUAUCAAUGACUUUCCUGCAUACGCCAAUCUUUCUGGCUGGAGCACGAAAGGCAAGUUGGCUUGUCCUUCAUGUAGAGAAGAUACAAAUUCACAAUGGUUGGUAUAUGGGCGAAAGCAUUGCUAUAUGGGGCAUCGACGGUGGUUGCCACCAGAUCACAGUUUGAGACGCAAAAAGAACUCUUUUAAUGGGUGCGAAGAGCAUGGACUCCAACCAUCAAGGGUCGAGGGAGAGGUUUUGCUAGAACAAUUACGUGAAGUUACACAUUUCCAGUUUGGCAAAUUUGGUUUGAAGAGGAAACGAACGCCGAAUCAACUAAAUUGGACCAAAAAAUCUAUCUUCUUUGAGCUUCCCUACUGGUUAGAUUUGGGCUUGAGACAUAACCUUGAUGUCAUGCAUAUUGAGAAAAACAUAUGCAAUAGCGUGUUGGGAACAUUGCUGAAUAUUGAAGGAAAAACUAAGGACUCCGCAAAUGCCCGUCGUGAUUUGGCAAACCUUGGAAUAAGGAAAGAAUUGCAUUUACAGCAUGAUGGGGACCAUAUUACUAUGAGUCUUGGUUGCUACACGUUAAACUUAAAUGAGCGAAGGAUUUUUUGUGAUUGGUUAUCAAAAGUGAAAUUUCCUGAUGGUUUUGCAUCGAACAUUGCCCGUUGUGUGAAUGCUAGUGACGGGAAGAUUAGUGGAAUGAAAAGCCAUGACUGUCAUGUCUUCUUGCAAGCACUGUUGCCGGUUGUGAUUGGUGGGUUCUUACGGCCUGAUGUGCGUCAAGCCUUAAUAGAUUUAAGCUCGUUCUUCAAAGAAUUAUGUUCUCGCACUUUGAACUUAUCAGUGUUGACAUGUCUUCAAGCUAACAUUCCCAUCAUUCUUUGCAAACUAGAAAUGAUAUUCCCUCCAGCUUUUUUUGAUAUCAUGGUGCACCUUGCCAUUCACUUGCCAGAGGAGGCAUUCCUGGCAGGACCCGUGCAAUACAGGUGGAUGUACCCUUUUGAAAGGUAUCUAGGGAAGUUCAAGAGGUAUGUCCGCAACAGAGCUCGGCCAGAGGGCUCAAUUGCUGAGGCAUAUGUGCAUCUCGAGUGUCUUACAUUUUGCUCUAUGUACCUCCAUGAUAUUGAGACUAGAUAUAAUCGCGAGGAACGCAACAAUGAUGUUCGUAUUGGGACAACUGAGUCGGGAAAUGAGCCAAGUUUAUCUGUUUUCUCACAAAAGGUUAGACCAUUGGGAACAGGAAGUUCUCACAAAUUAGCCGACACACUAUUGGUCAAGGCUCGAUGGUAUAUACUUAAUAAUUGCACGGAGAUUGAGCAAUACAUUGAGUAA